This is a messenger RNA of Daldinia vernicosa, 842 nucleotides long. RefSeq lists its product as uncharacterized. The record is from RefSeq and is a predicted model, not a curated record. The coding region runs from base 152 to 700 and encodes 182 amino acids. NCBI's taxonomy places the organism in Eukaryota, Fungi, Ascomycota, Sordariomycetes, Xylariales, Hypoxylaceae. The transcript has a single exon.
CCGGUCACAACAUCUUAAACCUGGUACUUAUUCUGCAGGCGAGAGCGUUCUGGUCGGUUGGCACGCUCGUCAAAUACCUCUAGCAGGGACGAACGUAACAACCGAGCAAGACUUCAGACAGGCCGUAUUUGCCACAAUAAGUGUAGCUGGCAUGAUUAACUUCCGGCUACGCAGCCACAACAUACAAGGGCGAACGGUACCACCAAAUUUCCGCCUCGGGAAGACUGUUUCCGUCUCUCGUAAAGAUGUUAUAUACCACUCUGCGUUUGAUGGUAUGUCCUACGAAGAAGUACAGCUGGAGAUAGCUCGUCAGAGCCUUCUUAGUGUUAAUCAGCGCACGGUCAACCGCCUGGUAGCGACGUCAAUAACUGAAGGCACCGAUGCUACCGGUCCUAGGCCGGUUUCUGGGCGAACGAGCUUGAGAAACAAGUCAUCUGGAGACGUGAAUUCAACCCUUGGUGCCGGAUGGGAUAGAGCGAACCUUAGUAUAGGGGCAAUAGAACCAAAUAACGUUGUAGUUUCAACGUUGCAAGAUAGCGGGCAAGGCACUACGACCAAUGAGUACGAAAUAAGAGAAGAAAGACUAGAAACGUCUGCGCAUACUCCCGCGCGAGUAGAUGGACGAGGUCUUACACCGCUCAAGGCCAAUAAAGAGAAAUCUUCUGUAAGGCGCUCUCAAGGAUGCAAUAGACUAGUUUAACCAGCUGACACUCAAGGUCCAGGUGUCGACUUCAAAGAAGACCGGCACGCCAAAAGCAUUAAGGAAGUUCCUUGCAGAUGAGGCCAAGAAGCGGCAGAAGCCUUUAGCACCAGUAAAAAUCCCACACGCCAGUACACCACCG